CCCUUCCCAAGAGUUAACAGUCGAUGGCCGUCAUCCGUGGUGUUCACUCCGACGGGAUUUGACAUUUGUUUUAUUUUCUUUCCUGUUCUUUUUUAUAUUUUUUGUUUCCCGUUUUAUCUGGAAUCGUGUCAAACACGCCCAUUGUUCCGUUUUAUUUUAUCUUUCGACCACUUGUAUUUUUUUCUUUCUUUUUAAUUUUCCCUCCGGAAAACGACUUUCUUUUUUUCCAAUUCUCCCUUUUCCUGUUAUGCGACUCGACUUGGCUGAUUGAUCCGGCGAUGUGAUGGAUUUUUCCGGUCCUUCCUUCGAAGGGGCUGAGGUUGGGAUCGAUGAAAAAGAUAUUAUAAAUCUCGUGGAAGGGCUCACGGAUGCAGGUAAAUACUCGUACGCCGGCCUCUGCGCCAUCACUCUCCACAGCCUGUUCUACGACUGCGAACCCGACCGGCCGUUCUGCUACGAAUGCCUUUCCUGCGUCGUCAGCCACCUCGGCCUCCCGGACUCCGUGUCGCCGAUCAUGGACCUCCUCCUUAAAGGCGAGAUGUCCAACUCGGCCGAGUCUUUCCUCAAUGUCCUCAACACGGAGGCCGUCCUUGAAGGAAAUCUCUGCUAUGUACUCCAAGACCUCGUAACAGUCGCAGUUCAGAAAGAAUUAAUUUUUUGGGGUGAACAUUUUUUUAAAAAUGUUUUAGGUGAGUACGACUCGCGUUGGAGGGUGUUGAUACGCAAGCUGAGGGAGCUCAUGGACGUCGAGUCGACCGAUGUCGAAUUUUACGAGAUCAACGUCAUCAACUGCCUGACACAGGAACGGGCUAGCGUCACAGAGGAGGAGAGGAAGACGACAAAGAAGCGCAACAGGAUUACAAAGGCGAAACGUUAUGCCAUGAUCGCUCUGGCAACGAUCGGUGGUGGGACUUUGAUUGGUGUGACAGGAGGACUAGCGGCUCCUCUGAUCGGAGCAGGUCUGGGCUCUGUUUUGGGAACAUCGGCUAUCAUCACCGGACUGACUGGUGCGGCUGGAGCGGCGGUUUUUGGCACGCUUUUUGGCGCGGCAGGAGGCGGACUUGCUGGGUACAAGAUGAACAAAAGGGUUGGUGAAAUCGAAGAAUUCGCGUUCGGCCAGCUUGGCCCGUACACUGACAAUGGACGCGAUGGCGUCACAUCGGUUACGACGCCUCAGCUCGACAUAACAAUUGCCCUGUCUGGAUGGAUCAACGACGAAAGUGAAGAUAACUUUACGAAGCCUUGGAAGACGCUGUACUCGUCUCGUGAGCAGUAUUACCUGCGCUACGAGUCAUCAUACCUGCUCGAAUUGGGCAAAGCGAUCGAGUACUUCAUGUCUAUGGUGCUUACAAUGGCAACCCAAGAAGCGUUGAAAUACACCAUACUCUCAGGUUUGGUGAGUGCGAUCAGCCUACCAGCUGGUCUCAUGAGCCUGGCGUCUGUCAUCGACAACCCUUGGGGAGUCUGUUGCAGAAGAUCGGCGCAGGUUGGAAAGCAUUUAGCGCAGGUAUUGCUGAAUCGUGAGCAUGGGCGCCGGCCGGUGACCCUGAUCGGCUAUUCACUCGGUGCGCGCGCUCUCUACUACUGCCUCCGAGAGAUGUCGGAGCGUCAGAACUGUGUCGGGCUUGUCCAAGACGCUUACCUCCUUGGUGCCCCGUGCACGGGCAAUGCCGCGAAAUGGGACAAAAUUUCGAAAGUCGUCGCCGGGAAGCUCGUCAACGGAUACUGCACGACGGAUUGGCUGUUGCGUUUCCUGUACAGGACGCUUUCGAUGCCAAGAGGUGGAGUGGCUGGAUUGCAGCCGAUCGCCAUCGAAAGCCGGCGGAUCGUCAAUCACGACCUGUCGCAUAUUGUGUCCGGGCACGGCGACUAUCCGGACAACAUGCACAAGAUACUUAAACACAUUGGCGUUAGGGUUGUCGAAAUUCAGCCUAUCACCGCUUCCAAAUCGCACGACGAUCUGCUUACCGUUCCUCAAGAUGUUCAGAUUGCCACGAUUACGAAAUCCUUGUCCGACUCUGUGAUAUUGACCGAACCAAAAAAAUGACGAGAAAAAAAUGCAGACAUCACGUUUAUGUUUGAUAGGUGUAAAGUGAAGCCAAAAAUUAAAAAAACAAAACAAUUGUCCUCAUCCUUCCUUAAUAUAACAUCGUACUAAGACAUUCCAGACGUCGUAUGAUAAGGACCAGUAUACCAGGUAGAGUCUUUCAAUAUUUGUUUUACCUUCCAUUAAACAUUCCCUUACCUACAUAUUAAUUUAUGUAUAUUAAUGUUUUUUAAACACGUUAGGUUUAAUUCAUAACAAAACUGUUGUAUAAAAAAAAAAAAAAUAGCACUUUACACAUAUCCUAGCGUGUGCCUCUUAGCCUAAUAUAAGCACUUUAAAUUAUUAUUAAGCAUUUAAAUAUAUUUUUGAUGCUUCAGAUUAUAUAAAUAUAUGUUAUAUAUAUAUUUUAAUGCGUGUAUUUAAAAAAAGAAAAGAACAAAUAUAUGUAUAUGUUGUGAUUCGGCUGUCAUCUGUAGCUUCUAAUUAAAAUUCUAUUGACUGAA
Molecule: messenger RNA, 2550 nt
Organism: Cimex lectularius (bed bug)
Lineage: Eukaryota; Metazoa; Arthropoda; Insecta; Hemiptera; Cimicidae
Product: transmembrane and coiled-coil domain-containing protein 4-like
Exons: 10
Coding region: 284-2047 (587 amino acids)
Source: RefSeq, a predicted model, not a curated record